AUGGAACGUGGAUUCGAGACGAACAUACGACGACUACAACGCACCACAUUCCAUGAAGAAGACCUGUCCUCUACCGGCUAUGUCAUUAGCGAGCACAUGUCGUCACCUGAAUUCGAGCUCAACCACAAGUAAGUCUGAAAGUGUUAAGUAAGCCUAACAUAACAUAAUGCAAGAGAUGUUGUUAUACUUAUUGUUUUUCAGCUUAAAAUUUGAUGAAAAUAGCUUAUUUUGUAAAGAUAUUUAAAAAUAGUAACAUAGUAUAAUCUCUGGCCAUCGUUUCAGACCAUCCCCGAUACGAAUAAACUCUGGCUACAGUAGUGACACGAGUGACAUCGAAUACCUCCCAGAUCUUAACAUGCAUUAUGCAGAAACAGAGAUACAUCCGACAGAAGACCUAAUAAAAGCACAAGACGAAGGUCUAUUUCAGUCCCUAAGGCAUCAAAGUCAUUACUUUUCAAACGUUGACCUUUUCCAACAACAAGAUCUCGACUUCAACUACUUAAAAUACGCUAAAGCUGGCGAUAUACCAACAGCACCUAUUACGUACGUAACAAACAAAACUGCAAACGUUUAAACAUACUAUAUUAUUUGAAAAAUUUAAAAUUUUCACACCAAAUUUAAUAAAAAACCUUAUUUAGAAGCCCACACUUAAGAAUAAUGAAUUUAUGUUUUGAUCUCGACUCUCGAAGCACUUUCGACAAGAUUAUGUUACGAUCAGCCGAACUACAACGUGUUGUAUCUCACAUUACUUUCGAAUUGUUCGCCGGUGACAUGAUGGCACUUCUUUACACGUCAGGUAAUAUAAUACGCCACCAAACAGUAAAAUCUUUGUCAACACCAUACAACUGCAGAUUCACUAAUUGUUACCUAAAAACUGCAAUUUCCGACGAAUUCUCUGACUUAUUACCUAAAACACCGCAUUAUACCCUUUUAAUACACAAAAUAAGUAUUAGAUUAAAAAUCGUUUAACUUAAACGACGUAUAGCCAAAAUGCAACUUCAGAAUCAGAAAUCGAGACGUUCACAAGAGUUUUAUCACAAACAAACUGUCCUCAAGGUCGAACGCUGGGAAUUUUUGAAUUAAACGGCCACAAACUGAAACCAAAGCAAUUUGGAGAAAGAGUAGCUCAUAUAAUGGCAGACAACAUCAACAGUAAACUGACACUAGUAGAACAUCUUCACAAUUACUCUAAACUUGUGAAGCCAGCUACAAGUAGCUUCAAGACGGAGGACAUGGUGAGUUACCACCUAUUUACAUAAAAUUGGCAAGAAAACGACCUUUACAUUACUAAAUUAUGACCUUCUUGCAAAACAGAUUUAUUUCGACUUUAUUAUUGCAAAAAUUUAAAAUUUAUUACCUAAAUUUUCAAAUUUUUGUAGAUUUGAAAAACGGCUUUUUGCCAAAAAAGAUUAUUUCAACUUACAUUUAUCCAGAAAACAUCUAGCUGAAUUCCAGAUAGAACAGCUCAUCCAGGACCUUGCUUUAGUCCCCUUCAAAGGUCAACUGGUCGAAAACCUUGGCAGAAAUGAAAUCAGUCGACUUAAAAUAGCAUCAGCCAUGUUAUUAGACACAGGUAAAGUUAUACCAUAAUUUUACAUUAUCUAUUCCUAUUUUAUUUCGAAAUAUCAGUAAUUUGUUUUGAUUUGACGUCUCUGUGUUUCGACGGAAUUAAAAUAUUGAUUGAACAAAAUGUUGUUUUUGACACUUUGUUACAAAGAAAAGGCGACUUUAUUUUGUGACGACUUUAGGUAUGUAGUUGUAAAAAUAGCAAAUUCCAUUGUUUUAGACAUACUAAUAUGCGAGAAUGUAUUAAAAGACAUGGACUUGUACGAUCUGGCGUUUGUUAUCAAUUUUAUCAGAGAUUGGGCCCAAAAGAAGAAAAAGAUUGUUAUUAUAGCCUUGAAUCCUCCUACCGUCGAGAUACUGUAUAUGUUUGGGAAAGGUAAACUUUAAAACUCAUUAGUUAUACCUUGUGGAAUUUUUUUAAUUGUACUCGUAUUUUUAAAAUGAAUACUACGUAAGAAUCUUGAACAUGUAAAUAUUAUAUCAGGUUUAGAAGUAUGAAAUUGCAUUUGUCUUGUUCUAUAUAUAGGUGAGUGUUUUACUUGGUAUUUCAUUUUAUUUUAGUUGCUUUGAUGACCUGCGGUCGCAUAGUGUAUAUGGGUGAAAGUGGAGGUAUGUGUGAUUACUUUGAGAGCAUUGGCUAUGCUUCUCCACCGUUUAAGAAUCCUUGUGAUUACUACGGUAUGUUUUAAAAUCUUUUAUUUUUUAAAUAAUAUGUAACAUUUAUGUAACACACUAGUACCAUCUUCACUGACAUAUUCUUAACCGUAAUGUUGUUGUAGUGGAUUUGGUGACUCACGAUGUUCUAAACAAUGAAUCUGCCAAAGAAUCCAUGAUUCGGAUUCGAACCUUGACAGAAGUUUGGGGUCACAAGAUGGGGUCUCUGAACUCACCCAAAAACAGUAUCAUAUCACCGAAAAUGCAUCAUUCUGAUGUUGUCACAAAGACUCUGCUUGUUUACAAGUAGGUUUAGGUAUCAUUUAUAUUCUGAGAGUUUGGUUAUAGAAUUUUUUUUUUUAAAAUAAUUUGCAUCUUUUUAAAAUUGUUGUUUAGAUGCCUGUGGCAGAAAGCUUUGAACCACCCGAUCUCGGUCUGUUGGGAAGUGAUAGUGAACUUGUUGUUGUCAUUGUUUGUUGGCUGGUUGUUUUUCCAAAUACCACUAGAUCGACGGUCUGGUAUCAACGACAGACAAGGCUUUUUAUGUACAGUAAUGUUGUUAAUACAGUAUCCUCUCAGUUUGAUCAGUACUCGGUCAUGUAAGUUUAUAACAUAUAUUAAGGUAACUAUCAUAUUACUUUAGCUUUUUUUUGUUACUAAAAUGCAUAUAUAUUUUAUACUUUAUACUUAUACGGAAUAUGAUACCUACACAGUAUACCUAUAAUUUAUUUUUAGUGUUACAAGACUAUAGUUCGGUAGAAAAAGACCUGUUACUAUGUAAAUAUUCUCGUCACAACUAUCUCACCUCAAAACUUUUGUUUGAUUUUCCGUUUAUCGUCGUAUCUUCGGUCGCUUACUCUAUGCCAAUGUACACCUUGGUUAAUCAGAACCCGUCUGUAGAGUCAGACUUGUCAUCUUUGUUCAGUUUCUCUACAGUAAUCUUGGUCAACAUGCUAUUGUUUAGGUACUUGGCAUGGGUUUUUGUUUUUGUCAGCGACAAAUUGAUGUACAAUGUUUUAUUGCACUGUAAGUAACAUGAGUAAUAUAUGUUAUUGCGGGUUUUUGUGUAAACAAGAUAACUUUUAUACUGUUUUUGAUUUUGUUGUAUUAUUUAAAUGUCAUUUUUCUACAUUAUUAUAAGGUAAAAUACAAUUAUAUUACACAUAUUGUUUCUAGGUACCUUCUUUAUGACGAUUGUGACCUUUUCUGGAUUCACGGUGCAUCCAGAAGAUCAAUUCUUGGCGAUAUUACAGUUUUACAACCCUGUAAAGCUGCUUGCAUCAGAUCUGCUGCGACUGUCGUUCCUCGGAAAGUCUAAUACAAGUAGAAUGUUAAGUGUAAUAUUCGAGUCGGCCAGUAAGAACAAUACCCAGUUGGUCAUUGAUUGCCACAAAAAGAAGGUCCUGGCCACAAAAUUGAAACAGGUACUGUAGUUUAACUAAUAGUUUACACCAAAAGUUACAGUAAAUUUUAUUUUCAAACUAAGAUACAUUUAAACGUUACAGUACAGGACUUAAAAACAUACUUGGCUUCAAUGUUACAGUAACCUCGAUUUCAGAUCCCGAUCUACACCGUGACCCAAUGUCUGAAGACUUCUGGAGCCGAAGCCUUUCUCUUCAGCGGAUUCAGUUUGUAUUCGAACGACGCCAGGAAUCUUGCUCUGUUUCUUACUGUAUCUUUUGUCCUCAUUUUUGUACUUUUAAUUUUGAUUUUUCAUUACAAGAGAGAGAAACGAUAAAACCUUUAUUUUCAAUUCAUUGUUUUCCAUUGUAAUACCCAGCGACCGGUCGAUUAUGACGAAAAAGAAGAAGGAAAUCGAGAUGGACGAUCUCAUCCCGACAAAGCCUACUGCCAAUAUUACUAGUAAGUCAGAAAUAGUAUUUAUUCUAACUAUUGAGUAAAUAUCAUAGUACUAUAUUUCACUUUAUACUAUGGUAAUAUAUGUAAGUUAAAGUUCAAUGCUAAUACGUUUGCAUCGGUCAAGAAAUAAUAGUUCAAAUUCCUUUUUCAUUAAUAUUUUGUAUCGUUGGUCCCAAAUGUUACCCAAAAAACUAUUUUUAGGCUCGAUGAGGGCUGAGAAGGUACCAGAACAGUUCGAGAACACCAAAUCAGCCCCAAAAGAAUCGCCAGAAAAGGGAAAGGCCAAAGCACCACCCAAGAAGAAAUCUCCCCCUCUGGUGAAGUUAACUCCCAAGAACGAAGUGAUCGAGUUCCCGGUUAACAUCGUGAACACCAUCUCUCAGAGCUCGGGUACUAUAUCCUACGAUUCUUUCAAGGAACUGAAGCCAGAGAUUUUGGAGUCAUUGAAGGGUACUGCCCAGAAGGUAGGUUAAUGUCAACAAAUUUGACAAAAAAUAAAGAACUAUAACUACCACACAAGCGGUAUAAGUUUACUUUUAGACACCCCAAACCGAGCCACCCCCAAUCUAUGGUGUAGAUGUCCAAAUCAAAGGAACAGACGCUAUUCCAUCCGUAGACAUGAUCGAUGACGUCACUUUCAACCGGUCGAUCAGACAAGACAACCCUUUGCCAGGUUUUGAGCCCUUCCCCAUCCAAAUCGACCACCAAGGAAAGCGAGAGAAUCAAUUUGCAAAAGAAAUAGUGGCAGAGGUGAUGAGGAGCUACAUUGAGUCUGGCAGGGACAGACUGGAGCUGGUGGUCAACUUCUCGCCCGGCAAUAACUAUCCUGUCUUGAAUAUGACUUUCCAGAGGAAAUAA
Molecule: messenger RNA, 4938 nt
Organism: Bursaphelenchus okinawaensis
Lineage: Eukaryota; Metazoa; Nematoda; Chromadorea; Rhabditida; Aphelenchoididae
Source: the annotation of a GenBank genome assembly